AGUCAUCGACAAAGACGGCAGCGGCGGCGGCGGCGAUCAUCACAUGAUUUUUGACGUCGCAGCGCUGCUGCACCGUUCGUUUCGAACAUGGCCGCGGCGGAGUGCAAGGCGACGGAGAGCACCUCCUCGGUGGACCUGUUUGAAACGGUGCUGUCGGAUGAGACCAUCAACGCGAUCCAGAGGGAUGACGAAGCCUCCGGCAUUCCGUUGCAGACACCAUGGACCUUCUGGCUCGACAAAGCCAUCCCUGGUACAACCACCGAGGAAUACAAAAAUAACCUGCAGAAAAUCUAUACCGUAAACACCGUUCAAACUUUUUGGGCAGUCUUCAAUAACAUACCAAAUGCCGGGGACAUGCAGGUUAGAUAUAGUUACCAUUUAAUGAGAGAUGACAGAUAUCCUUUGUGGGAAGAUAAACUAAAUCAAAAGGGCGGUACCUGGAGAUUAAAGUGCCAUAAAAAUGAUACUGCAGUUGUGUGGAAAGAAGUGGUGCUCGCAGCUAUCGGAGAACAGUUCACCGAGGUUUUGGCUAAGGACGAUGAAAUUUGCGGGGUGACUGUGUCUAUCCGCGACAGGGAGGAUCUCAUUCAAAUUUGGAAUGUAAACGCUGACCUAGUAUCUAAAGCCUCGGUCAUACCCAGAGUUCACUCUCUAGUGCCUCACAUUAACUUCCUGGGAGAGUUUUACAAGUCUCAUAAGUCCAAUCACGCGUACGGGAGACGUUAAGUAUGCAACAACAUUGUGAUGAAGAUAUUGAAUCGUUAAACAUAUUAAAGAUAUAUAUAAGUACUGCGACAAUAACGAAUAUAUGUUUAUAUGAAUCUAUAAUGUUCGUAUUAUAGAAUAUGAACACAGUUACCUCUUCUAAAAAGUAUGAAGCACAAAGAGGAGAGGAAAAGAGUUUUCAUUACAUAUGUAUGUGUUUAACCCUUAACGAUCAUCACGCUUCAGUAAAGUAUUAAACGGUGGAUCAUCUGGGAUCAAAAUGACCCCAACGACUUUCAAUGACUGUCGCGCCCAAACUAUUGCUUGUUUUAAGUAAAAAAAAAAAGACUGAACAUUCUUCAAAUAGUAUAAAAUGUGAAUCAAUUUCAUGUUAUGUUAAAUUUUAAUUUAAAUGUAGAAAAAAAUAUGACCGAACCAAAAGAACUAACGUAAAGAAAAUUUAGCCGUAACUUUCAUUGGAGUCACACAGAUCCCACAGUGAUCGUUAAGGAUUAAAAAGUUUGUUAUUUGUGAAUUUUGUUUAAAUACGCAUUAUUCAAUGCGUUGUUUACACACUGGAUUCGAUAUCUUUUAGAAUCGAAUUGCUGUUGUAAUCGUUUUACAAACGCGAAAUAUAUUUUUAUAUUUACUA
Solenopsis invicta (red fire ant) is the source of this 1357-nucleotide messenger RNA. Its product is annotated as eukaryotic translation initiation factor 4E type 3. Gene Ontology annotation, molecular function: RNA 7-methylguanosine cap binding; translation initiation factor activity. NCBI's taxonomy places the organism in Eukaryota, Metazoa, Arthropoda, Insecta, Hymenoptera, Formicidae. Gene Ontology annotation, cellular component: eukaryotic translation initiation factor 4F complex. The transcript is spliced from 6 exons. The record is from RefSeq and is a predicted model, not a curated record. Gene Ontology annotation, biological process: translational initiation. The coding region runs from base 88 to 726 and encodes 212 amino acids.